AUGAGGCAAAAGACGCUUGAGUUGAUCGAGAAGAUGAGGGUGGAAGAGGAGGUGGAGAUGGAUGCAACGAGUGAUUUGUUGUGGGAGCUUUGUUUACAAGCUAAAGUUCAAAAGGAGAUGAUGUUGGAUGUCGAUUUUUGUGUGGAGGUUCAGAGAAAGGGGAGUGGUGAGGCAUAUAAGAGAGACAAGAUAGCAAACGUGAUAAAUGAAUACACGCUCUCCAUCAACGAGCUCCACCCGCAGUGGCUCACGAACCCUCCCGUGCUACGGUGCGCCAGCACAUCCGCCUGCGGGGCCCACCCGACCACGACCAUCCCCCUUUCCCCCACCCUCCCGAGGAACCCUUCCGGAAGGGCCUCUUCAAGGGGAAUCGACCCUUCGGCCGGGAACCGAACCACCCACACGAAGCUUGCAUGGCAAGACUCGAGCCCCCUCGCUAUCUCUGCCAUCUCUUCCUUGGAUGGGAAGCACUCGCUGCCAAACGAGACGUACAUGGUCGAGCGCGGGCCCUUCCCGUCCAGCCACCGUAGAAUCUCUGAGCUUCCCGAGAUGACGGUGGCGGCAAGCGGGCCCACGGUUCGGAGUUUCUUCCGGAAGGCUCCAGAGAGGUAG
Messenger RNA from Striga asiatica, 612 nucleotides. The record is from the annotation of a GenBank genome assembly. Lineage: Eukaryota; Viridiplantae; Streptophyta; Magnoliopsida; Lamiales; Orobanchaceae.